AUGGAUCCCAGCCAGGAUCCCAGCAAGAACCCGCGGGCGCUGAUCGUGACCCCAGAGGACGUCGCGAACGUCGAGAUGUUGGAGGAGGCGGCGAGGAAGCCCCUCCCGCGUCUCGACGACGUCGACCCGCUGGUGGAGGACAACGUCGUCCUCGAGGACGGCCUCGCCGCCGUCGAGCCGCUGCAGAAGCUCGUCGUCCUCGACGACGGCCUCGGCGGCCGGCCCUAUAUUAGGGCCCGGUCGCCGGGGUCGGAGUCGUCCGGCAACGAGUGGGUCGACGAGCACGACGUCCUCUGGGGGGACGCGGCCAUGGAGGAGAGGAGGAGAGCGAGAAGGCGCCGCCAGAGGCGGGCUGCCGGCGAGAAGCCGGCUCAAGCGGCUGGGUCUGGUGCGGCGGCGGCGGCGGCGGGUGGCGCUGCUGCUGCUGCUGCUGCUGCCGCCAGGCCCAAGCCUGAGCCCAAGCCCCAGCGCGAGCCCAGGGACGACUGGCGCUUCCUGCCCCCGCCCGUCAUCGGCAGGGCGUAUGCCGAGGAGCAGCGCCUGGCUCGGGACGCCUGGGAGAGCCAGAAUGGCCGGAGGGGCUUCUCUAUGCCCUCGACGGCCACGGGCGAGCCCAUCGUCGGCUUCGCCAUCCCCCUACCCCCGCCGCUCGGCCAGCAGCCCGAGGACGAGGUCGACGAGUUCAUCUCAGGAGAGCUCGUCCUAAAACGAGCAAGAUAUACCACCACCACCGCCGACGCGACUCUCUCGGCCAGCUCCUCCUUCGUCAACAUCUCGUCAAGACCAGUCGCCGGAUGA
Gaeumannomyces tritici R3-111a-1 is the source of this 798-nucleotide messenger RNA. RefSeq lists its product as hypothetical. The record is from RefSeq and is a predicted model, not a curated record. The transcript has 2 exons. The coding region runs from base 1 to 798 and encodes 265 amino acids. NCBI's taxonomy places the organism in Eukaryota, Fungi, Ascomycota, Sordariomycetes, Magnaporthales, Magnaporthaceae.